AUUAGUUGACCUCGCGACGGCCGAAGAAAGGAUUUUCGAUCGAAACGAAACCGAAAAAAUCCGUUCGAAUAAAAUUCCGUGCGAGAUUCGUUUUUGACGUUUCUCAUUUGACAGUUCUAAAAUAACGGCCUCGAUCCGCGGUGUUUACGGUCUCCGGGAACGGAUUUCCGCGGAUAUUUAGCCGUUUCAGAGACUAAAAACGAUCCGGGUGGUGUUUUCAUAGUGUUCCAGCUGUGUGUUAACGUUUUCUUGGCGAAGCGGACGUCGCGGGAUACCAAAGAAAGCGCGCAAAAGAAGCGAAAAUGAGGGGAAACGCCGGUACGAAGCAAAAGGAGACGUCCACGGCGAUUUCUGGCACAAAGACGACGGUAUAAAAGUAUUGCGUUUAGGGGUGCAGCAGGAGUAAGGGCGGAAUCGCACCGCCAUCACCAUCACCACCCCCAUCACCACCACAACACAAGUCAGAACCACCAAACCACCGGCCCACACGCCGGUGGAAGGGCCUGCGACGUGAGGCGCGCGUACAAAGCUGCCGUGGAGCCCUGCAAAACUGGGCGGAGGCGUGCCCGUGGCAUGAGCAUGGGUCAGAAGGUCUCAGGUGGCGUGAAGGCCGUUAAUAGAGAUGCGGCUGCUCCCUUUAAGUCUGUGAUACCGAGAGAACUGGCGCAAGACUUCGCCCGACCGCAGAGGCUCGACAUGCUCCUCGACAUGCCCCCGGCGCUCCGCGAAACUCAACUCAAACACAGUUGGAAUGCCGACGAUCGUUCCCUCAAUAUUUUCGUGAAAGAGGACGAUAAAUUAACCUUCCACAGACAUCCCGUUGCCCAAAGCACCGAUUGCAUUCGGGGUAAAGUUGGAUUUACGAAAGGUUUACACGCGUGGGAGGUGUGUUGGUCAACACGACAAAGAGGAACACACGCGGUGGUCGGAGUGGCGACAGCAGAAGCCCCGCUACAUUCGGUGGGUUAUCAGAGUUUAGUCGGCAGCACGGACACGUCUUGGGGUUGGGAUUUGGGCCGUAACAAAUUAUAUCACGACUCGAAGAACAACGCCGGCGUCACGUAUCCCGCUUUAUUAAAACCGGAUGAGACGUUUAUUGUUCCCGAUAAAUUCCUUGUUGUCUUAGACAUGGAUGAGGGCACCUUAAGUUUUGUCGUUGACGGCCAGUAUCUUGGCAUCGCCUUUCGCGGCCUCAAAGGGCGAAAAUUAUAUCCCAUUGUUAGUGCGGUUUGGGGACACUGUGAGAUUACCAUGAAAUAUAUCGGCGGAUUAGAUCCUGAACCAUUACCGUUAAUGGAUUUAUGUAGAAGGAUUAUUCGGCAACGUUUGGGUAAACAAAACUUAGAAGAAAAAGUGACUAGUUUGACGCUUCCGCAAGCACUCCAAACGUAUUUAUUGUACAGAGACCGCAGAUAGUGUACUAAAUCGAAGAGGAGGAGAAAUAAUCGUUGACACACAAAAAAAAAGGAAACACGAACUCCGGUUAUUAUUUUCUCUCAUUUUUUUGUUCGUUUUUGUCGUUAAGCCUAAAGACUCUCGGUGAUUGACGAGUGAUUCGAAAAAAAUUAUUAUUUGAAUGAAUGAAGGGAUUUUUUUGUUUUGUUUUUCAACGAGGGAGAAUCGGGGGCGAAGAUGUGAAUAAAAAAUAGACUUUCUUUUGGUGCGGGAAGAAAACGGAAGCAAACAAAGAAGAAAAAAGUUAAAUGUGUGUACACAUGAUCUCUUUGUUGUAUUACAGCAUGGAAAAUGAUGCGAUUAAAAGAAAAGAUGAUUUCAAAGAGAAUUUUGGUCGUCUCCUGUACAUAUAUACAUAUUAUAAUAAAUAAUCUAAAGUCUU
Messenger RNA from Onthophagus taurus, 1837 nucleotides. It is a transcript of the gene gus, whose product is annotated as splA/ryanodine receptor domain and SOCS box containing gustavus. Lineage: Eukaryota; Metazoa; Arthropoda; Insecta; Coleoptera; Scarabaeidae. Gene Ontology annotation, cellular component: SCF ubiquitin ligase complex. The record is from RefSeq and is a predicted model, not a curated record. Gene Ontology annotation, biological process: proteasome-mediated ubiquitin-dependent protein catabolic process. Gene Ontology annotation, molecular function: protein binding.